AUGAAGGCCAGUGCUCCUAAGCCCAAGUGGAGCGACGUCUCAGCAAUGUGUUCGACCACGAAAAGCUAUUGGGCCCAAUGGGACAGCUUGCUGAUUCAGGAUGGAGUCCUGUGGCGUAAAUGGGAAAAUGGUCAGGGAGACAGGUGUCAUUUGCAAAUGGUUGUCCCUAAGGUUAAAGUACCGGAUGUUCUACAGCUGUACCAUAGUGGUUGUUCAGGAGGCCACCUGGGAGUUAAACGAACUCUACUGAAGAUCCGAGAACGGUUUUACUGGGUCCACUGUCGUGACGAUGUCGAGGACUGGUGCCGCAAACAUACAAGUUGUGCGGUUGUAAAGGGACCUCAAAUUUGUAGUAGAGGCGCAUUGAAAAUGUACAAUGUUGGUGCACCAUGGGAGAGGAUAGCCAUUGACGUUGCAGGGCCGUUUUCGGAAAGUGAAAGUUGUAACAAGUAUUUCAUGGUUGUGAUGUAUUACUUCACUAAGUGGCCAGAAGUCUUCACCAUUCCAAAUCAAGAAACUUCAACAGUUGCAGAUAAACUAGUUCAUGAAGUCUUCUGUCGUUUUGGAGUACCUUUAGAGAUUCGCAGCGAUCAAGGAAGGAAUUUUGAGUUUCAAAUAUUCCAGGAAACUUGCCGAGUUAUGGAUAAUCAUAAAACACGAACAACUACCACCCACAAUCUGAUGGAAUAA
This is a messenger RNA of Parnassius mnemosyne (clouded apollo), 690 nucleotides long. The record is from the annotation of a GenBank genome assembly. Lineage: Eukaryota; Metazoa; Arthropoda; Insecta; Lepidoptera; Papilionidae.